Vitrella brassicaformis is the source of this 2312-nucleotide messenger RNA. The record is from the annotation of a GenBank genome assembly. Lineage: Eukaryota; Vitrellaceae.
UCAAGAUAUAAAACGUAGGCACCGAUGCCGACACACCCGCCGCUGGGGGUUCUGCAGCUCGGCACGCACUUGCUGACGCACUUGCUGCAGCCGGUCCCGCACCGGGUGCUGGUAGUGCUGGGGUGAGGGGGAGGGCAGCAGCUGUGGCGGGGGUGGGAAGUUGGGCGGCCAAUAUCCGCUCAUGGCGAAGUUGGGCGGAUGGUGGAAACACGGACUGGUACACAGACAGACAGACAGACAGACAGAGAUGUAGGGGCAUGAACGACAGACAGCCCAGCUUGUGGUGUCUGUCGUGAGUGUCAAUCAGUAACCCACCCCUGUGGCGGCAUUCUGUGGGCGUUAUGGUCAAACGGAGGCCGCGACGGCGGGGCGGCGGGUGGGGUCGGGUCGGGAGGGAGUAUGUGUGCGGGGCGGGGAUAUGGGGGUGAGUGGUGGGGAGGGAGUAUGGGGCUGGGGACGGGGUGUGGGUGGGGGUGUGGGUAGUGGGGAGGGAGGGGAGGGACGGCGGCAGCAGGGGGCUGCUGGACAGGGGCGGCUGGGGGGACCUGAGCGGCCAUCAUCCAUGCCGUAUGGUGCGCAUGUGUUUCUGCGAUCGCUUGUGUCUUUGCGUGUGCAAAUCCAUACCGACUGUAGAUCAGACGUGCUGGUCGCCCAUGCUUCCGUGUAAACGAUUCCAUCACCUGAGCGGCCUGACGACAGACAACACACAGACAGACAUCGAAUGACAAUGACUGCGUCAAUCACAGUAAGUGCCUGCCGAUCCCUCCCGCCCUGCACACAUGGUGCAGCCAUGCCUACCUGCUGCUGCUGCUGCUGCCGGGCGCGCAGCUCCUCCAGCUGACGGCGCAGCUCCUGCACCUCCCUCUCGGCCGCCAGCUGCACAAGCCAGACAGAGAAGGCAUCGAACACCAGGAUACACACACAUCCACUGAUCAGCGUGUCUGUGGAUGUCAGUCAGUAAGUCCCGGAUAGAUAGGGCUGACCAGCUUCUCGCGCUGCUCCUCAAAUGGGCGGCCGCUCCUGCGAUGGUACACCUCAGCCAUGACCGCCCUCUCUACAAGGAAAGCAUUCAGAGGCACAUGAACGAUGACCACUUUCAUCACAUCAUCGUGGCGGCGUACCGCAAAGGUAGUGGUGGUUCUCCAGAAGCUUGAGCAGGUCCAUCUCGAGGCUCCGGCGCGUCAUGCGGCUGAGCACUGCAGUCAGUCAUCACAGACGGCAAGAGAGGACACACAAUGACGGAGAAGAAACGAGCAUGCAGUGAGAACGGCCUUUCGGCGCCCCGCCCUCCCUCUUGCCCCGUCUGUCCGUCUGUCCGUCUGUCUGUCUGUCUGUGUGCUGGCUGGCUGCAUGGCUAUCCAUGUGUCCUCCUUACAGUGCCGCAGACGCGCCAUCCUGCCUUUCCUCGCCGUCGGCCACUGCCCGAACUUCCGAGCGUCUCUAAACAGGUAGGCCUGCUGGGUACCGGUCGCCAUGGCUGUUGGGUGCUGCUCAGCGAUGGCCUUUUUACUUCUUGUCUGGAGGCCUCUGAGUAACACGGACAGACCAGCACAAGGAGAGAGGGGGAGAGGGGAUAUGGCAAUCACCGAAAUGAAUGGAUUGAGAGGGGGAUGUGAUGGGUGGCUUACCACGAUCAGUCUGUGUCUGCGCAGGCGGGGCAGGGGGGGCUGUGCUGCUGCGGCGACCUGGUUGGCCUGACGACAGACAACACACAGACAUCGAGGGACGGCCGUGUCUCUCAUCUCUUGGUGCAACCAUGCGUGUGUGCUGCACCUCUCACCCAAGUGUCUCAGCGGCCGCGGGGUGUCUUCCUCGUCCUACUGACGGCUGGUCAGCCGCUUGGAUGGGGUGGGUGACGUGAGCAGGGGCAGCUGUGGCGUGAGAGGGACACGUACUAAUCCUUCACAAUAUAAAAUGUGGACAGCGAUUCUCUGGCGGGGAAGCGCCUCUCCUUCUUGCCACUGGGGGCGGGUGCCGAUGGGCGUGUGAGGGGUCUCACUGCCAAGAGGGGGGAAGAGGAUGCUUGUGUCCUUGCCUUUGUCUUUGCCGACGGCUGAUUGGGGGUGGUGUCGGGGUGAGAGGCGCUCCGGCACUGGUCCCUGCCCGCUGUCUUCCUCACACGUAAGAGCGAACACCUGCCGGCGGAUCUCGUUGAGCACCUGCCCCAUCAGCGCCACCUGAACCCCCGGCACCGCCACCUUUGCCCUUGAUCGACACAACACACCCGUCUGCACCGCCGUUGCCGCCGCACCCUCCCUCUUGACCUCUUGCUCGCCGGCCUUCUGCUGCUUGGGGGGCCGCUUGUGCUCCAU